Messenger RNA from Mercurialis annua (annual mercury), 624 nucleotides. RefSeq names its product zinc finger protein 2. NCBI's taxonomy places the organism in Eukaryota, Viridiplantae, Streptophyta, Magnoliopsida, Malpighiales, Euphorbiaceae. The transcript has a single exon. The record is from RefSeq and is a predicted model, not a curated record. Gene Ontology annotation, biological process: negative regulation of abscisic acid-activated signaling pathway. The coding region runs from base 124 to 582 and encodes 152 amino acids.
CCUUUCUCUCUCUAUCUCUAUCUCUAUCUAUUUUCUCUAUUUGUCAUUAUCAUUCUCACUUCACUUUCUUUAUCUCUUACCUCUAAUACCUAAAAUUUUCUUCUGUAAUCACUAUCAGGGGCCAUGGAUUUCCAACCCAACACUUCAUUACAUCUAAGCUUACCAAACAAUAAUCAACUAAACCUAGAACUCGUACUCGAGCCGUCGUCGUCGUCGUCUUCGUCCCCUCAUAGUCCUGCAGAGCCAAGGAUUUUCUCAUGCAAUUAUUGCCAAAGAAAGUUUUAUAGCUCUCAAGCUCUUGGUGGCCAUCAAAAUGCUCAUAAGCUGGAGAGAACCUUGGCUAAGAAAAGUAGAGAGAUUAGCUCUUCUGUUAGAGCUCAUGGAGGUAAGUCCGGAUCAUCAUCUUCGUCUUCGAGCAUGGUUCGACACAGUGCUCAACCCGGGUUCGAGCCAUACGGUCAUCCGGCUAGGUUUGUUGAUUAUAAUUUUAGAGAUGGUUCGUCUUGGUCUAUGGGAUAUACGUCCGAAAUUGUUCAAGAUCAAGAGUUCAAUAACCAGCUUGACUUGUCUUUAAGACUUUGAAUUGCACUUGUUUGUAUUAAUUAUUAAUUAUUUUUGUUUUGA